GGGCAACGGAUGGAUUUAUUAUGAUGGGAAUACGAAAAGCUGGCUCUCUGCUCGUAGAAUAGGACAGAUAGAAUAGAAGAUGGCCCUCAUCCGCCCAACUAAUUCUUCCCGCAGGCAUUGCAAUGUCCAACUCUGCUUUCAGCCACAUGGCCUUCUUCGGCUCUGUUACUGAUCUUUAAAAUUAAUGUUCCCUUCGGCAUAAUUGCUCUUCUUCCCCUUCAAUGGCUGCCAUUUAUUAUUAGUGAAGAACAGUUGUGAAGAUUGCUUGAGAUAUAUCUUAUUGGUUCCAUGGUUUCCCCACACCAAGUCCAGUUAGUAGUGUAAAGAAGAAGGUUGGCAGGUCAUGAGGACAUAUAAAUUGGUCAGCAAUGGAGUUGUAGCGGGAUAGAAAGGAAAUAGUGUGGAGAUUCCCGGAGCUUUCAUGAGCUAUGGGAAAGGCAAGCAAGUGGUUCCGGAGCUUGUUGAUAGGGAAGAAGGAGAAGGAGAAGGAGAAGGAGAAGGAUGGAGAUUCGAUGAUGAUUGGAUUGGCGGCGGAGAACAGAUCGGCUGUUGUAGCGGUUCCACUCGCAAAGGAGAAGAGAAGGUGGAGCUUCCGGAGAUCAGUGGGAUCCGUGAAGGGCUCGAAUUCUGCAGAGGCGAGAGUAAACGUACCUCGCCAUGGGUUGUUUGAGUCCGAGAUUGAACAGAAGAGACAAGCGAUGGUUGUGCGGGCCACCGCAGCAGCUGCAGAUGCUGCGGUGGCUGCAGCUCAGGCUGCGGCAGCUGUGGUGCGUCUCACUGCGGCUGCAAAUGGGAGAACGACGAGAGCCAUUGAGGAGGCUGCUGCGAUCAGAAUUCAGUCUGUUUUCCGAUCUUACCUGGCAAGGAAAGCUUUAUGCGCAUUGAAAGGAUUAGUAAAAUUGCAGGCAUUGGUGAGAGGGCAUUUGGUCAGAAAACAGGCUUCUGCAACCCUCCGAUGCAUGCAGGCACUGGCUAAUGCUCAGGCUCGAGCUCGCGCAAAAAGGAUUGGGAUGGUUGAGGAGUCCCAAAAGCAGCAUAAUUACAGGAGAUCACCACAGAAAUCUCGUUUCCGACAAUCGUUUGAACUGAAUAGCAACGAUGAAGAAUACAUCAAAAUCGUAGAGAUGGAUCUUGGGGAGACGAGAAGCAAUUCAAAAGGCAGAAGCAGUUAUUCCAUGGCACAAACUGAGAAAUUCGACCAGAGCUUUUCUACAUACAAUAGAGCUGCCUGCACACCUUACAAGGAUGAUCUCCCACCACAGUUCUCACCUGCUCCAUCAACCCUAACAGAGACGAAUCCCGUGAGCCCCAGAGCCUACAGUGGCCAUUUUGAAGAAUUCUCCUUUGCUGCAGCUCAAAGCAGUCCACACCUAUCUGCCAUGUCCAUGCCCACACAUCCUUCUUUUGACAAUCCCCUAUGUCCCAAUUACAUGGCUAAUACAGAGUCUUCCAGGGCUAAGGUACGAUCACAAAGCGCACCAAGACCAAGAAUUGAGACUUAUGAGAGGCAAUCAAGCAAGAAAAGAAUGUCGCUGGAGGGAAGAACUAUUCCAAGGGAUAUUAGAAUGCAAAGAUCUUCUUCUCACGUUGGUUUGACAUCCAAUAGUUAUCAAUAUCCGUGGUCCAUCAAGCUUGAUAAGUCCAACAUGUCCCUCAACGAGAGUGAAUGUGGUUCAACAAGUACUUUACUCACAAAUACCAAUUACUGCAGAUCUAUAGUGGGGUAUGAGGUCGAUGGGAGUAAUUACUGACACUUUAUAGCUUUUGAUCAUGCAGUCCUAUAUCUGCACGUCUAUGUAUGUACGAGUGACUGUCAUUG
This is a messenger RNA of Phalaenopsis equestris, 1819 nucleotides long. Its product is annotated as protein IQ-DOMAIN 14-like. Gene Ontology annotation, molecular function: protein binding. The record is from RefSeq and is a predicted model, not a curated record. Lineage: Eukaryota; Viridiplantae; Streptophyta; Magnoliopsida; Asparagales; Orchidaceae.